Molecule: messenger RNA, 1131 nt
Organism: Papilio polytes (common Mormon)
Lineage: Eukaryota; Metazoa; Arthropoda; Insecta; Lepidoptera; Papilionidae
Product: protein krueppel
Biological process (GO): regulation of transcription by RNA polymerase II
Molecular function (GO): RNA polymerase II cis-regulatory region sequence-specific DNA binding; DNA-binding transcription factor activity
Source: RefSeq, a predicted model, not a curated record
AUGGUUUGUGCACCGGGGUGUGCGCGGGGCGAGGCGCGGGGCGCAGGGGCUCGGGGUCGGGGGGCAGGCCGGGAGGGGAGGGGCGUGGGGGUGUGUUUACCGCGCGGAGCGGCCUGCUCGCUCGCCGGUAGCGCCAGUGUUGUGGUAGGUCCCACGGAAAGCGCCCGCAUCGCGCUAACCCAUUCGCGAUCGCGACUCCGUACCGACGGAACACGUCAUCGGUUAUUACAAAUGGCCUUAUCGCUGCAGUCGACUCAGAACUCUAGAGGUGUUUCGGUAAGGCCGCUGUCAAGUAUGCGUCAGGAGUCGCUGCCCAUGUUGGCAGAGCGGCUGCUGGCGAGCCGCGCGGCAGCGCUGGUCGCCGGCCUGCCCGCCGAGCUCUAUUCGGGCGCGCUGCUGGCAGCCUGGCCGCCCUCUCCGCCCGCGCCCCUGCUGCCUCCACCCGAUCUGGAACGAGCACGAAAGCGGCGCCGCACACCCAAGCUCGACGACAGCUCCGCCUCCGCACCGCCCUCCCCUCCUUCCUCUGGCUCCUCGCCCGGCGCCGCCGACCCUCCGCGCGACAAGCUCUUCACCUGCAAGGUGUGCUCACGCUCCUUCGGCUACAAGCACGUCCUGCAGAACCACGAACGCACUCACACCGGCGAGAAGCCAUUUGAGUGCGGCGAAUGCCAUAAACGAUUUACUCGCGACCAUCACCUCAAAACACAUCUCCGCCUCCACACCGGCGAGAAGCCCUACAGCUGCCCCCAUUGCCCACGCCACUUCGUGCAGGUCGCGAACCUGCGCCGGCACUUGCGCGUGCACACCGGUGAGCGGCCGUACGCAUGCGCGCGCUGCCCCGCUCGCUUCUCCGAUUCCAAUCAGUUGAAGGCGCACGCCCUGGUACACGAGGGCGACGCGCCGUUCGCGUGUCGUUGUGGUGCGAGAUUCAGGCGUCGACAGGCGGCCGCGUUGCACCGUUGCGUCGGCGCUGGCUGUGAAGCAGAUGCGCCCAGCCCGCCGGCUGCCGCCGCCGCCGACUGGCGUUGGGAUGACUGGCCGGAGCAGACAGAGCCUGAAGACCUAUCGCUGCCUCGGAGACCGGCCACCCCAGACUCCCCGACCGACCUUCGCGUGCACGCCGCGUAG